UCAUGAGUCACAGCUUGCUCAGCCCCCCAGGGAUGAAGGGAAGACCAGCGCUGGGCUAAGACCGGCACACCUGAGGCAUGGCUCCAUCACUGUGAUCCUGGGCCUCAGCCAUGCUGCUGUGGGAGAGUGGCCCCUGCUCACCAUCACCCCCCACCUCAGUGGCAAAAGUGCACUCUGCCAGCAAGGCAUAGCUUCUUCACCUCGCCUCCAAGAUGGCAAUCCAGUUCCGUUCACUCUUCCCCUUGGCAUUGCCUGGAAUGCUAGCGCUCCUUGGCUGGUGGUGGUUUUUCUCUCGUAAAAAAGAUCGACUCAGCAGCAAUGAUAAGCAGGUGGAGACACUGAAGGUUGGCCCUGCCAUCAAGGACCAACUCCUCAGUGAAGAGGCCUGUCCUAAAGUCCUGUGUGUGCCCCUCACUGUUACACAGCCUCCAGAAAUGGAACAGCUCUCUAUGGGCAAGUCUUCAACAGAACCCCCAGCCUUGCCAAGGCCACGUCAGGUUCGCCGAAGAUCAGAGUCCUCAGGCAGCCUCCCCAGCAACAUAGACACAAGGUCGCAGCCAUGUAGAGAUGACAGUUCAAAGGUGGAACUCUCCCUGAUGGGGGACGAAGCCAAAUCUAUUCCUCUCGGAUGCCCCCUUCUCCCAAAAGAUGUGCCCUUCCCCUUUGAAGCAGCGGAAGGAUGUAAGCAGGAGUCUGCUUUGGGCAAAACACCUGGAAGGGCCUGGCUCGGCCAGUGCACAGCCUCUGGAGAGAAAGCAAGAGAGACAGGCGGAGUCGAGGGGAAUGGAGACGCGGUGUUGGGGGAAAAUGUACCCGAGGAAGGCCCGUUGUCCCAGGAGCAUGGCUCAGAAGUGGAGAAAAGUGAGAUUCCAAGCCUGGCCCCCUGGGGAGGAGCGGGAGAGGAGCUGAGCAAUGGCUCCCCACAGGUGGCUGAGCUUGCAAAGAAGAAAGAAUAUGGUAUCGUCGGGAAGUUGCCAAGUAGCUUUGUGGAGCCAGUUCACUCAGAGCUGGUUAAGGAUGAGCACGCGUUGGAAGCCCAGGUCAGAGGUAGUGAUACUUGGGACAGAGACCUGCCUAGAGAACAGGUCAAAGAGGAGACCUUGCCUAAAAAUGAUGAGAUUGAACAGGCUGCUUUCCAGAUUAUCUCCCAGGUGAUCUUGGAAGCGACUGAAGAGAUGCGGGCCACCACGAUGGGCAAGACUAUGGCACAAGUACAUCCCACCUCGGCCACUCGGCCCCAGGAGCUGAAGGAGACCUGUGUCCCAGCCAUCCAGGAAACUGGCCUGGGACAAGACCCCCCAGAUCCUGUUUCCACUACAGCAGGUGCCGCUGCCAGCCCAUUAGCAGAAGCCCUGCCACCAAAGACCUACGUGAGCUGUCUUAGCAGCCCUCUGCCGAGCCCCACCAAGGACCAGAAGCCAAAGAUCUCUGCACACCACAUCUCCCUGGCCCCCUGCCCAUCACCAGUUACCCGCCUGAGACAGUCUCUGGAUGGGGCAAGUUCCCCGGGAGGAGAUGACACUUUCGUCACCUGUAUGUCCAACAACAGGCAGAGUGUCCUUUCAGUGACCUCCUCGGGGCCGUGCUCGGAUUCUUUGAGUACUUCGGGGCUUGAAGACUCUUGCACAGAGACCAUCUCAAGCCCUGGAGGCAAAGGUAUCACCCCACCACUGCCAGACAGUACUGAGCCCUUCAGCAAUGGGGUGCUGAAGGGGGAGUUCUCAGACUUGGGGACUGAGGAUGGAUGGACCAUGGAUGCAGAAGCAGAUCACUCAGGAGGUUCUGACGGGAACAGCAUGGAUUCAGUGGAUAGCUGCUGUGGUCUUACGAAGCCUGACAGCCUCGAGAAUGUCCAGGCAAGCUCCAACCCUAAGAAGGUUGACCUCAUCAUCUGGGAGAUUGAGGUGCCAAAGCACUUAGUGGGUCGACUGAUUGGCAAGCAGGGUCGGUACGUGAGUUUUCUGAAGCAGACAUCUGGUGCCAAGAUCUACAUCUCCACCCUGCCUUACACCCAGAAUAUCCAGAUCUGCCACAUAGAAGGCUCUCAGCAUCAUGUAGACAAAGCUCUGAACUUGAUCGGGAAGAAGUUUAAGGAACUGAACCUCACCAAUAUCUAUGCUCCACCACUGCCUUCGCUGGCGCUGCCUUCCCUGCCGAUGACGUCUUGGCUCAUGCUGCCCGAUGGUAUCACCGUGGAAGUCAUUGUGGUCAACCAGGUCAACGCAGGGCACCUGUUUGUACAGCAGCACACACACCCCACCUUCCAUGCGCUGCGCAGCCUGGACCAGCAGAUGUACCUCUGUUACUCUCAGCCUGGAAUCCCCACCUUGCCCACCCCAGUGGAAAUAACGGUUAUCUGCGCUGCCCCUGGUGCGGACGGGGCCUGGUGGCGAGCCCAAGUAGUGGCCUCCUAUGAGGAGACCAAUGAGGUGGAGAUUCGCUACGUGGACUAUGGUGGAUAUAAGAGGGUGAAAGUCGACGUGCUUCGGCAAAUUAGGUCUGACUUUGUGACCCUGCCAUUCCAAGGAGCAGAAGUCCUUUUGGACAGUGUGGUCCCACUGUCAGAUGACGAGCACUUUUCAGCCGAGGCAGACGCAGCCAUGAGCGAGAUGACAGGCAACACAGCCUUGCUGGCCCAGGUGACAAGCUACAGUACGAACGGCCUUCCUCUGAUUCAGCUCUGGAGUGUGGUUGGAGAUGAAGUGGUGCUGAUAAACCGGUCGCUGGUGGAACGAGGCCUUGCACAGUGGGUGGACAGCUACUAUGCCAACCUCUGACCUCGGCUCCCUGGGCUACACCAGGAUUUUUUGCACUGUAUUAGAUUGGGCUUGGCACUCAGGACAGAGAUUUAACAUCAGAGUAACAAA
Messenger RNA from Peromyscus eremicus (cactus mouse), 2867 nucleotides. RefSeq names its product A-kinase anchoring protein 1 (gene Akap1). Gene Ontology annotation, molecular function: RNA binding. The transcript is spliced from 11 exons. The record is from RefSeq and is a predicted model, not a curated record. The coding region runs from base 213 to 2777 and encodes 854 amino acids. NCBI's taxonomy places the organism in Eukaryota, Metazoa, Chordata, Mammalia, Rodentia, Cricetidae.